Molecule: messenger RNA, 1754 nt
Organism: Hippocampus comes (tiger tail seahorse)
Lineage: Eukaryota; Metazoa; Chordata; Actinopteri; Syngnathiformes; Syngnathidae
Gene: senp8
Product: SUMO peptidase family member, NEDD8 specific
Exons: 3
Coding region: 443-1069 (208 amino acids)
Biological process (GO): proteolysis; protein deneddylation
Molecular function (GO): cysteine-type peptidase activity; deNEDDylase activity
Source: RefSeq, a predicted model, not a curated record
UACGGCAGCCAGUGUAAGGAGGGAUGCGGUUAUAACUUCGGACGCUUCUUCAGUCGAAUGUUUUUUUAGGUACUGACAGGGAAUUAACCACACUCGUUUGAGCUAAGUAAAACGGAUUUGAUGAGCUCCGGGAUGUAUCUGCGUCUAGAUAAAUUUUUAGCUUUUUGUGACGUUGAGAAAUCUGAUUAGCAAGACCAUGCUAACAUAGCAGCAGUGUGCUGUGAUUCCGGAACACGAUACUUCUCUGUACCAUUUUAGAAGUGACAAAGUAAUUCUUUACGUCACAUCUACCAGUUACGUUUACGUGUGAAUGUCUUUAAAUCAUGGCACGUCUUUUCCCCCACAAAUGAAUAAAUACAUUUGCUGCAUCUAACUAUAUGCCCAAUCUUCAACAAGACAAAAACAAUACUGUACUUAAAAAAAUUACAUUCAAAUUAACAGGAUGGAUCCUGUCGUGCUGAGCUAUCAGAAUAGCCUGCUUCGACGCUCUGACGUGUCCCUCCUCGAAGGACCCCACUGGCUUAACGACCAAAUCAUCGGAUUUGCCUUCGAGUACUUUGCCAGUGAGCGUUUUCGACUCCUGGGGGAGAGUGCCGUCUUUGUCAGCCCAGAGGUUACCCAGUUUAUCAAGUGUGCUUCCUGCCCAGAGGAGUUGGCCAUGUUUCUUGACCCUCUUGAUCUGGCCUCGCGUCGUCGUGUCUUCCUGGCUGUGAAUGACAACAACGAACAGAGCGCUGGAGGGUCACACUGGAGCCUUCUGGUGUAUCAUCAUAAGUCCAACAACUUUGCUCACUAUGACUCUCAAAAUGGCAGCAACUCUCUGCACGCCCGUCGCAUUGCUAGCAAGCUCGAACCCUUGUUGGGUGCAGGAAGAAAACCUGUGUUUCAGGAGCAACCCACUCCUGUACAAGAGAACAGCUAUGAUUGUGGAAUGUAUGUCAUCUGUAUAGCUGAGGCCUUAUGUGAGAAACCACACCUGGCUUUGCAAACUCUCACCCCAGCCUUCAUUAAGCAGAAGAGAGCAGAAUGGUGCAUAUUAAUCCGGAGUCUCGCUCACAGUGAACUCUGAUGCGCUCUGACUUUUCCUUAGUACCUAACUCGCCGUAUGCAGAACUGCAUUUAAAUGAUUGGAUCAAAUCAUUAGUACGCCACCUUUAAUGAGAGAAAAAUUGUCACUGGUCACUAAAGUAAAGGACAAAAAUGGAAUGAAUGAAAAUGAUAACUUUGGUCAGUUUUUAGUUAUUUCAGAGGCCAUUGUUGGUUAUUCUAUCAUUAAUAAAUGGCGUCAAUAAUUUUGUCCAAGUACCGGUAUGUAUCGUCUGCUGGAGUCGUAGAUGCACUCCUUAAAUAAAGCCAAUCUUAUUUAUUUCAAUGGUAGUCUGCAAUGGAAGAAAGUGACAAUAUUUUGACUCUUUUAUGAUUCAUUCAACUCACGCUGUCAUGUUUAUCUUUAAUGUAAGCACUGCAACACGUGAUACAUAAACCCAAGAACACCAGCAUGCCUAUAAAAAGGCAUGAAGUCUCUUGUACAUUUUAAGUGAGGACAAAACAAAGGCAGCCGAAUCUGCAACUUCUAUUUUAUGAGUUUGGGGCAAAAGUGAAAACGUUAACACAGAUUAAAGGUCAUUGUCACAUGAACAAGAAUUGACAGAAUGUGACUUUGAUUCCAAGCCUUGGUUGUCAUGGGAUGUCGGCAGCAUUGCUGGGUUGGAACAUUGUUUUAAUUAUUUUAAUAAAUCAGUUUUAUCCUCAAA